Molecule: messenger RNA, 582 nt
Organism: Salvia miltiorrhiza (redroot sage)
Lineage: Eukaryota; Viridiplantae; Streptophyta; Magnoliopsida; Lamiales; Lamiaceae
Product: brassinosteroid LRR receptor kinase-like
Exons: 2
Coding region: 1-582 (193 amino acids)
Molecular function (GO): protein binding
Source: RefSeq, a predicted model, not a curated record
AUGAAGAUUGCGAUUGUGGUGUUAAAGCUGACAACAAUCUCUUCCACCACCGCAGCCGACGACAAGCUCUCCUCCUCCUCCUCUCUCCUAGCCUUCCUAUCCUCAACCGCAGAGAAAAACAACCUCGUGCGCGACUCCCAGCAUCUCAUCUCCUUCAAAAACUCCCUCUCCGACCCCUACCAGCUCCCAUCAUGGCAACCCACCAUAUACCCCUGCAACUUCCAUGAUGUCUCCUGCAACUCCUCCCGCGUCUCCUCCAUUGAGCUCUCCAACUUCCACCUCGACACCGACUUCUCCACCGUCGCCACCUUCCUCCUCUCCCUCCAAACCCUCAAAACUCCAACAUCUCCAGCUCAAUCUCCACCGCCGCUAGACUUCCCUGCCGCUCUCACCUCACUAGAUUUGUCCCAAAACUCCCUCUCCGGCCCAAUCUCCGACCUCCCCGCCCUCGCCGCAAACUCCAUCGACCUACUCCCCCACUCCCCACCACCCGCCGCCGCAAUCCCCUCCCUGAAAACCCUCGAUCUCUCCCACAACAACAUCUCCGAUGAUACCUCCGCCAUAUGGCUCCUCUCUAUCUAA